Labrus bergylta (ballan wrasse) is the source of this 6852-nucleotide messenger RNA. Its product is annotated as microtubule-associated protein 1S-like. Gene Ontology annotation, molecular function: microtubule binding; actin binding. Lineage: Eukaryota; Metazoa; Chordata; Actinopteri; Labriformes; Labridae. The record is from RefSeq and is a predicted model, not a curated record. Gene Ontology annotation, cellular component: dendrite; cytosol; synapse. Gene Ontology annotation, biological process: dendrite development; regulation of microtubule depolymerization; axonogenesis.
ACGGUAUUAGUAGGCUGCUUCUAAGUGAAGAACCUGUUUACUUCUCCGACCGAUGGACACCAACAAGAGAAGUGAAUUGAUUCCUUUUGCCACGUGCCAUCAAUAAUUCAGCCUCUUCCUACACAUCCGCUAAUGUGCGGCUGCAUUCCUGCACAGCAGCUGUCACCGCUGCGCAAUAAGAAAGAGGCGCUACUGUCAGCCUUUUUUUUCAAUGACAUCACAGCCGAGUGCGAGUUUUCCAACAUGGCGUCCAGCCGGGUGCUGGAGAGGGAGGUCCAGGAGGGGCCGAGGCGCGCUGCCACCGCAAACAUCGACUUCUGCCUCCACAAAUACUCCCUGCUCAUCAUCAUCGGACGGACCGCUCCCCCUGGACACACGGGUCACAUCAGUGAGGCAAUAGAGCGAGGUAUCCGGUCCUGGGAUGUCGAUUUACAAUCGUGUAAUCUGAACCUCUUUCUCCGAGAGUUUCUGUCCCAUCAUACGGCGUCUUUCAAGGGUGCAGGGCAGAAGUGCCUCCGCCACAGUACCAGAGUGUUGGACACUCAGGUGCUGAUCAGUCCAACUCAAGACCAGGUUCACCCAGAGGUGUCGGCUCUGCUGUCCAGGGAUUCUGCACACAAGCUGCUGAUCUUGGCUGGCCAGAGUGUGGAGGAGAGUGGAGAGCUGCUGUUUCAUAGAGGGCUGUUUUCACCACAACUGCUGAAACAGAUACUAACCGAGCAGUUUAUAGCUCAAGAGGUUCCUGCCACCUCCUCCAAACUCCGUCUGACCCUCAGCUGUCCCAACAUCGGCCACUGGAGGAAGACUCUGUUGGAAAACCAGCUUCUGCAGGGUCCGUUCACACUGCACAUCAAUCCCCCAGAGGUGCUGCCUGCCAUGGAGGCGCUGGGGGAAUUCACCUCCCUCAUCUCUGGUACCGUCUCUCCUCCAUCUCCCUUCGACCUCCUGCCUCCUCCCAUCACUGUGGGUUUUCUCAAGCUGUCUCGCCCUUGCUGCUAUGUUUUCCCUGCCGGCCGCGGUGACUGCGCCUUCUUUGCUGUGAACGGCUUCACGGUGUUGAUGGACGGCGGCUCGGACUCCCAGGCCUGCUUCUGGAAGCUGGUACGCCACCUCGACAGAGUUGAUGCAGUCUUGUUGACGCACAUCGGGACGGAGAAUCUCCCGGGAGUCAACACCUUCCUGGAGAGAAAGGUGGCUGAGCUGGAGAUGAGCUGUGAUGUCAAAGAUGACUCGUCGAAGAAGCUCAUCUCCCCAGAGCUGGGAGUUGUAUUCUUUAACGCCCCCAGCAGGUUGCAGGUGGAGGAACAGCCUUGUGUUGACAAUGUACUGAGGAGCACACACCAGGCAGCCCUCACCCUACAGUUGUUGAAGAAGUUAGACAUCAGACCGCAUCCUCUGAUCCGACCACAAGGGGUCCCCAUUGAGCCACUCACACUGUUUCAAAAAAUGGGAGUGGGACAGUUGGACUUAUAUAUCCUCAACCCAGGCAAAAACAGUGAGGAGUACCAGACAUUCAUGCAAAACUGGCCUGCUGCAGUGUCAUCAGCAUCCAAAUCCCAAACUCUCCCUCUCCCCGCCCUGGCCUCAGUGUCUGCCCUGCUUGUGUGGCACCCAGCGUGUACACAGGAGAAGGUGGUCAGGGUGCUGUUCCCUGGUAUUACCCCGCAGGCGAAGCUACUGCAGGGGCUAGAGAAGCUGAAGGGGCUGUCAUUCCUCCAGAAACCCACUGUGACCACCGGGGAUCUGGAGAGGCUGGGAGAGGAAAGACAGACCAAGAGGACUGAGAGCCAGGACAGUGGGAGGUCACAAGGGAAGGAGUCGACACCCAAACAAGGAAAGGAUCGGGGAGGGAAAGAAGAGGGAAAGGAGGUAUUUGUACGGGAAAAAGGCAAAGUAUUUAAUGGACUUGCAACAAGAGACGCUGACAAAAGCAGAAUCAAAGAGGCCGGUGCGAAGCAAAGAGCAGCAGCAUCAGAGAAGAAUAGUUCAAAAAGGGUGGAGGGAGGGAUGGAAAAAAAGAGGAGAAGGCCGGCAAUAAAGAAGAGAACAGUGUUGUUAGGAAUGAUCACGGGAAAAAGGAUCUUGUCACUCCUAAACCAAAGACUGAAAAUAAAACUAAACUUAAAAAGGAAGCAAAGAAUGACUCUAAAACGGGGGCAAAGAAAACAAAAAAAACACCAGGAAAGGAUACAAACAAUGGCAAGAAGGCACAUGCAGACACUGAACUGUCAAAAAACAACUUCAAAACCCAAUGCUAGGACUGUGUCAGAAACCCCGGAGCCAGAUGCAGAGCAGCAGCAUCAAAAACACGAGAAAGAGCCUGAAGAGAACCCUUGUGGCUCCAAAUUGUCUUCCCCUGAGGAUAUGACAGCUGCUUUCCUCCAGCUCCGGGCGGAAAGUGAAAGGGAAGACGCAGAGGAAGGAAAUAAAAAAAUCAGCGAGUCAGGUAAUGGAAGGAUCGCUGGAGGUUUGAAGAAAGAGGUAGUUAAUGAAGCUGCUGAUACACGAGGGGAAGAAGCAGCAGGUUGUACAGGGCUGAUGGGAGGGGAGAGUGUUGAUAAUGGAGCACAAGAAAAGCGUUGCACUGGAGAGAAAGCUGAGCAAGACCAGUCUGGAAACUCGUCUAAGCCAGCAAAGGUUUUAGGAUUUCCCUCUCCCUUGAACAAAGCACCAAUGACAGAACAAACAGUCCAGCAAGAUAUAACCCCAACCGAAUACACUCUCCUGGAUGGGGCUUUGAGGAGCAGCCCUCCCUCCCGUUCGUCUCCAGAGAACAAGGCAGCUAACAGCCCUGAUGAGGAGACCGUAGAGCAAGCCUCCCCUGAUUCACGGCCCAACAGUGCAGGCCACACUCCCUACUGUCUGUCCCCGGCUGAUGUGUGGUGCAACAGGGCCACUCUCAGCCGGUUACAGGCCCAGGGGGACUUAGACGCAGCUGAUGUCAACCAGCCAAAUGGAUCAUCCAAGCAUUGUGAGGAGCAGCCUAAAACGGUCACAGAGAGCAACUCAAACCCCAGAGAGAAGCACCUGAGCUUCCUUUCUUUGGGUUCAUUUAAAGACGGAUCCUCAGACCCCUCUCCCUCUUUCACUACCACAACCACCACACACUCCAUGCCCGCAGAGGUGAGCUCACCUCAGUCCACAGAAGUCGACGAAUCACUGUCAAUGUCCCUGGAGCAGGGACCAAUCUAUGUGAGCCAGAGAGACGGGGAUGACAGUGUUCAGCACUCCAACUCCAAUAGCAGCCAUUGCGCAGGGAUGUCUCUUCCAACUAAAAAGGCUCCAAGGUCUUUAGGGCAGGGUUCAGAUAUGGGACGCCCUCCAGCUCCGAACACGCUUCAUUUUGACGCGUCAGCUCACGAUGUGGAUCUGUGUCUGGUUUCCCCCUGCGAGUUCAAGCAUUUCAAAGCACCCGACUCCAGCUCAGGUGGGAGUGAGCCCUUCAGAGGAGCCUUUCAUCACAGCCACAAUAACAACAACCCAAAGGAAGCAUCCCCCAGCGAGUCAAACGCCCCUGUCAUCACCGAGGACUGUCCGUCCACCACAGCAGAUGGCGCUCUGGACUCAGAUGAGGACGAGUCUUGCAGUGAGCCGUCUAACUCCCCACACGACCUCCGCACAAGUCGGGCUCUGCCUCAGGACCCGCCUCCAGCCCCUCUAAGGGAUAGUCCCCCCCUACCGCCACACCCUGACGCCUCCAUGCCCGUUCCUCAGUCUGACUCUGAUGCUAACGGGAAGAGGGCAAAGGGGGCCGGCAUGCGAGGGAAAAAAACGCCAGCGCAGGUUAUUGAAGCUUCCCAAAGAUCAGGCUCGGGUAAAGGCAGGACAGGGAGUCAAAGUGGAGUGGCAAAGGUCUCCUUGACUCGCACCCCUUCCUCUAGCAACCGUUCAGCACCAGCAAAGUCCGCAGCCAAUCCAGGCUCCAAAACGGCCUCUAAUGGAGAAGUCAGUGUGUACGUGGACUUGGCCUACAUUCCCUCUGGAUCCUCCUCUUCAACAGUCAGUGUGGACUUCUUCAGGUGUGUUCGCUCCUCCUGCUACAUCAUCAGCGGUGACAGUCCAGAGAGAGAGGAGCUACUGAGGAACACGCUGGACGCACUACUGGAUGGCAAAAGAUCCUGGCCUGACACCAUGCAGGUGACUGUGAUCCCGACCUAUGAGUGUGCGAUGCAGGAGUGGUACCAGCAGACCCUGGAUAGACAAAGGGAGCUGGGCAUCACCGUGCUUGGAUCCAAUAGCACUGUCGCCAUGCAGGAUGAGACCUUCCCUGCCUGCAAGAUAGAGUUUUGAAGAAGACUUGGUCAUGCAGCAACAGGUGAUGCAUUUGAGCUCAAGGUCGGGCGUGUGUUUGUAAGAUAGAAAAGUAGGCUAAACGAGCGACAGAAAUCUGAAGUAAAAAACAUGGUUUGUGGCUACAUAAAGAGCAUGGAUUGGCCCCUCGUGCACGAACACAACUGAUUGGGUGAUGACACCCCAGCUUCUUCUGAAUCGCUUCUCUUUUUGGGCAACGUUUGCACCCAAACGAGUAAUUUCUCUCCAUCCUUGGAGAACUGUUCCUGUGGGGAGUGUUGCUUUUUUUUUCUCUCUCUCUACCCAUGACCCUGUGCAAAACAGGAGAGGAAAUCACACUGGCUGCUAGAGAUGCAUGUCGGGCUGCAAACAUGUGGAUCCACAUGAAAGCUGUAGAUUAGUCACUUAAGUUAGCAUACAUGGGGUUAAAAGGGACAAUGUGUCAGCUUGUCCUCUGUAUACUAAGUAGUAGUUUUUGCUUGGUUAAAAGCUUUUAGUGCAUUUUUUUCUUUCACUUAAAUCAACCUGCUCCAGACAGCAUCUGUCGUGUUUUAUUUGUAAAUGAAUGCAGGAGAAUCAAAAGAAAGUCUUACAUUGUGAUUGUAACCAGUGGUGUAGUGCAAGGGUAUACCCAGGUAUAUGGAGUAUACCCACUUGUUUUUCAGUCUCCAUAGGGUAUACCCACUUCUAAAUACCCUCUGAUUCACACCAUUGAUUGAUUGAGUGACAGUAUUCAGUAGUAUGCUGCAAUUACUGUCCUAUACUGGUGAAGGGAUGACCCUCCCUACUCUGUCUCCAAUUGGCAAGUAUACACUGACUUAGAGGAGUCUUACAUGUCACUGUUGCUGGACUGGCCAUUCAAAUAAAACAUUGUGGUAAAUUAAAGAGUAUACCAACUUCUCCAGGCACCACUUUCUGUAAGGGAAACACAGCGUGUGGUCAGGUGUGGGUUUUUAGCACUGUAAGCAAUCGAGCUGUGCUGUUUGUUGUACCUGCGUCACUGCAACCUCACUUUUGACCACCAGAUUGAAAGGACGUGGAGUUGUAAAAAAAAAAAUCAGAGUGGAUUGGACAAAUCUGAUGAUAGUGAGUGAUUAUCGCCCACUUGAUUUGAGAUUACUCAAUCUGGGUGUGCAAAGAUAAAUCCUUCAACAAGGAUUAGAAGAGAACCAGAUUAAAUGUAAUAGCAUUAACGCGCUCAUCUUAUUAAAAAUGGUAAUUAAUUAUAAUCCAUUACAGCUGCUUAAAAUCAUCAGGAAUGAGACAGUAAACGCUUUGGUAUGCAUUUUUAUCUUACUAUAAAUACGUGAUGAUAUGUAUUUGGAUUGUGGAUAUGGUCAUACGGUUUAUUUUACAUGAAUAUUUUGCACUGCAGAAACACUUGGUGUAGUCACAGUGGGUGGUAACCACAGCUUCAAAGUAUGUAAAUACUAAAUACAGAUCAUUUCAGGAUUAGAUUCUAUUCCUUAUUGGAAACUAUCAAAGCUGACACUUAAUGAUUCUAUACUGAUUUGCUGUAAUUGACGAACACACUGUAAAUUGAAUGGGUCCAUAUUUUCUUAGAAAGCUGCCUGAAAUUUAAAGUAUAAUCUUGAACUAGUUAAAGGGACAAUAAAUGCAACGUGCAAGUCAAAAUUCCCUUCCAUGUUUUUGCAUAAAAGAUUACAAGAAGACAUAUAGACCUAAGAGUUGUUUUUAAAGAAAUGACAAAUGAAUAAUUUGAUUCUGCUUAAAUGCUGCCGCUCCUUCUAGGACAUUGUUCUGGAAAUAUAUCACUGCAUAUAUAUCACGACACAAACAACACAAUAUCAUGAAAUUAAAUGAUUAGGAAAUUACAGAAGCAGAAAAGAAAAGCAGAUUCAUGAUGGAUGACAUUGUUUUCUCUCCAGACAUCCAUAGUUUUCCUUUUAAUUCAUUGUGUCCUGUUUGAAUGUCUUUACAAUCCAGAGGGAUGUAAAGAAAUCAGGAAUAAUCCUCUUUGUUACUUUUCAAUGUCAUGGAAAGUUCUCACAGAUGUGAAUGUUUUUUUGUUUUUUUUUAACACCAUAGCAUGACAUACCAAACACACCACUAAGCAUUGUCCUGCCUGUCUGAAUGCUGCCUCCAAAGUAUAUUUAUGCAACUAUUACAUGUUUUAUUUGUGAAAAUCCUUUGUAUUUAUUUAUUAUUACUUUCACAUUAUGUUCAUUACAACCCUCCAAACUCUCUCCUACAUGUGACACAGUUUCUGAAAAAGGCAGGCAGGUUAAAUGAAAUAUUGAGAUUUGAGUUAGAAUGGAUAACCGGAACUUGAACUCCACUGUAGCGAAGUGAACUGUAACUAUCUGUACGUGUCUGCAUGUAUUAACUAUUGUAUGUACUGUUUGAUGUUUCAUUCAUGAUAUUCAUGAAGACAGAGAGCAAAGCACUAUGGGAGAGCAGAAUGGUGGGAUGAAAAACGAGGGUUGAAGGUUGACAACCUUUCACUUUGUAAUUGUGUGUAGUCGAACACAGUAACAAUGUCAAUGUAUGUGGAUUUUGGGGGGGUGGGCUGGGAUGAUGAAUAAAGAAUGUGCAUCACCA